CUUUCAUUCAAACAAAUGAACAAUAGCAACUUCCGUGUGUAGCUUAAAUUAGUCUCCAUUUUCUCCUACUAAUAAUAAUAUAGUUUAAGAACAAAGAUGAAGAUAAUGGUAGCCAUCAAACGUGUUGUUGAUUACGCCGUCAAAAUCCGUGUUAAACCCGACAAGAGUGGUGUAGAGACAAAAAAUGUGAAGAUGUCAAUGAACCCAUUUUGUGAAAUAGCUUUAGAAGAAGCUUUACGGAUUAAAGAAUCAGGUUUUGCUUCAGAAGUGGUGGCUGUUAGUGUUGGGCCAACUCAGUUUUCCGAGACUUUACGGACAGGGUUAGCUAUGGGUGCAGAUCGGGCAAUCCAUGUUGAAGCGCCUGAGAAUAUUUAUCCACUUACAAUUGCUAAGAUUCUUAAAGCUCUUGUUGAUUUUGAAAAGCCUGGUCUUCUUUUACUUGGCAAACAGGCAAUUGACAAUGAUCAAAACCAAACAGGCCAAAUGGUUGCAGGACUUCUCAAGUGGCCACAGGGAACUUUCGCCUCUAAGGUUGUGCUGGACAAAGAAAAACAGGUCGCUACAGUAGACAGAGAAGUUGAUGGUGGUAUCGAGACAUUGUGUUUGGGUUUGCCUGCAGUAAUCACCACUGAUUUGAGGCUGAAUCAACCAAGAUAUGCAACACUCCCCAACAUAAUGAAAGCAAAGUCGAAGCCAAUUAAGAAAUUCACACUGAAAGACUUGAACGUUGAGAUCAAAUCCGAUUUGGAAGUAGUUGAAGUAACCGAACCUCCCAAAAGGAAAUCUGGUGUCAUCCUUUCAUCUGUGGAUGAGCUGGUUGACAAGCUGAAGAAUGAAGCACGCGUAAUCUGAGUGCACUAACUGUUAUUUGCUGCAAUUUCAUCUCUUGAGCUGAUUGACGAGCUGAAGAAGAACGAAGCACACGUAAUUUGAGUGUGCUAACAGUUGUUCGCAGCAAAUUUCAUGUCUUUUACACCAAAUGGUCUCUUUGUAAACUUUCAAUAAUGUACAAUGUUAAUAACAAUUAUCACAUAAUGGAAAAUAUCUCCUAUUUUCUUUCA
Molecule: messenger RNA, 1061 nt
Organism: Lycium ferocissimum
Lineage: Eukaryota; Viridiplantae; Streptophyta; Magnoliopsida; Solanales; Solanaceae
Product: electron transfer flavoprotein subunit beta, mitochondrial
Exons: 5
Coding region: 97-852 (251 amino acids)
Cellular component (GO): cytosol
Molecular function (GO): electron transfer activity
Source: RefSeq, a predicted model, not a curated record